Messenger RNA from Lathyrus oleraceus (garden pea), 2635 nucleotides. RefSeq lists its product as uncharacterized. NCBI's taxonomy places the organism in Eukaryota, Viridiplantae, Streptophyta, Magnoliopsida, Fabales, Fabaceae. The transcript is spliced from 3 exons. Bases 308 to 2317 code for a protein of 669 amino acids. The record is from RefSeq and is a predicted model, not a curated record.
GUCAAAUUGAAAAUGCCAACUACCAAACGCAGCCUACAAUGAUUCAAAGCUAUAAAUCAAUAUAGUACAUUCAACACUCUCAUUUCCCACACUACAAUCAUUCAAAGCUAUUCAACCUAAAAGUCCAAACUAAAAACCACUUUUCCUAUUUCAUACCCAAUCAAAACCAACACCAUCAUAUCCACCCUCCAAUCACCGUCAUUGGAUUCCCCAAUUCAUCUCAUCCAACGAUCCACAUCCCAUCACGUAAUCACUCUCAUUAUGUUUCAUCAAAUCUAGCAACAUCAACUUCAACACCAAGACACAAAUGCUGAAACAAAGCAGAACAACAAAAAUGGACAUGAUUCCUGGGAAAAUCAGAAAACGAGGAAGUUCCUCAUCCGCUUCAUCUUCUUCCUCCGUCAUUCAAAACUACCGAUUCAAGAGAGCUAUUCUAGUAGGCAAAAGAGGCGGAUCCACUACUCCCGUACCCACGUGGAAGCUUCUCAGCUCGAGAUCUCCGGCGGCGGCGAUGCGGAUUGUUGAAUCGCCGAAGUAUCCGCCGUCGCAAUCAGGGAGUAAAUCGAGACAGGUUCCGGUGUCGGCGAGAAAACUGGCGGCGACACUUUGGGAAAUGAAUGAGAUUCCUUCGCCUAGUGUGAAGGAAAUUCGCGAUCAUGCGAAGAUGAAAAGAGACAUUAAAUCGAAAGAUAGGGUUUCGACCGUUAGGUCUGUUCGUUCUGGCUCUUUGCCUCCUCAUUUGUCUGAUCCAUCGCAUAGUCCUCCAUCAGAGAGAAUGGAUCGAUCUGGAAUUGGUAAUCGGCAUAGAAGAACACCCAGCAAUUCUCAUAGGAUGAGGAUAACUGAACACCAUGUUGGACCUUUGGAUUCUCUUAGCAAUGCCAGUGUUAUGGAGAUUGAAACCAGAUCUCGAGCACAGACCCCUGCUUCAUCUACUGUGGGAGUUAAACCGCGUUUGAAAGAUGUCAGUAAUGCUUUAACAACAUCGAAAGAGCUACUUAAAAUUAUAAGCCGCAUGUGGGGUCAUGAAGACCGUCCUUCUUCUAGUAUGUCCCUUAUCUCAGCUCUGCAUGCUGAGCUGGAGCGGGCUCGACUACAGGUCAAUCAGCAUAUCCAGGAACAACGGUCGGAUCAGAACGAGGUAAACUAUUUGAUAAAGUGUUUUGCUGAAGAAAAGGCUGCUUGGAAAAGCAAGGAGCGAGAAGUUGUUGAGGCUGCGAUUGAAUCUGUUGCAGGAGAACUUGAUGUAGAGCGGAAGCUUAGGAGACGGUUGGAAAGCUUGAACAAGAAGCUUGGGAGAGAACUGGCUGAGACCAAAGCAUCUCUUCUUAAGGUGGUGAAAGAGCUUGAAACUGAGAAGAGAGCGAGAGAAAUUAUCGAAAAAGUAUGUGAUGAGUUAGCAAGAGAUGUUGAUGAGGAUAAAUCUAAGAUAGAGAAACAAAGGAGAGUAUCAACAAAAGCUUGUCAGGAGGUAGAGAGAGAAAAAGAAAUGAUGCAGUUAACCGAUAUGUUACGCGAGGAGAGAGCUCAAAAGAAACUCUCCGUGGCAAAAUAUCAGCACGAGGAAAAGAAUGCUGCUGUUGAUAUGCUUAGGAAUCAGCUUGAAGCUUUUCUAGGAAACAAACAAGUUAGAGAAAAAGGACGUAGUUCCACUCACUUGAAUGAUGAAGAAAUUGCUGCAUAUCUGGGAAGAAGCAGAUUGGGCAAUCAUCAUACGGAAGAUAAAGAAGACGAUGAAGGGGAGGUUGACAAUGGAGUAGAAUGUGAAGAGGAAUCCGGGGAAAGCGACUUGCAUUCUAUUGAGUUAAAUAUGGACAACAACAACAAAAGCUAUAAAUGGACCCACCCUUCCGAAAGCAGAUUUGAUACAAGAAAAUAUCCAAUCGAGGAAGAAACGAAAGGUAGGAGGUCUAUCUCUGGGAGAGCUUCUAGGAUAAGCACAUCUCUGCAAAGGAGUAUAUCAGAUGGAGUGGAAUGGGGUGUCCGAGAUGACGAAAAGCUCCUAAAUUCAGGAGAUGGAAUAGAUUGGGAAAGCUUUUAUGAACUGGAGAAGCAAGCUCAGAGAAAAAGUCACGGCGAUGAAAUACAAAGCUAUAAAUCGGUGAAAGGUUUAAAGGACCAGAUAUUGGCUGGUUCCAGGCUUGGAUCUUCUAAAGGUUAUGCCAGUCCAACUAGACAAUUUUCACAACCUUGGCCGUCACGAGAUCCAACAAAUACCUUCCAAGAAAGGCAUGCUACAAUGCAGAGUACCGGUCAAAAAUCAAGGUUAGGGGAAGCCAGAGGCGAGUCCCCGAAUGUAAGGAAACCUAAAAGGUGAAAAAAUGGUAAAAUCUUCUAACACAAUGCCUUGUUUGCCAAGCAAUACCCCUUGGUAUUGUGAUGUGUGGUACUAAAACAGGACAGGAAAUAUCAUUGACUAGGAGAAACCGAAAGAUGUUUUCCUCUAUGUCAUGUUUUAUUUUGUUGAUAACCAUCUUUUGAUAACCAUGUUUUUCAUCUGACCUAUAUGCUUGUAUGGUCUUGUUUGUAGAGUUAAGGACAUUUGUUAUAAGUAUAACCAUGAGUUUUUUCUUUUCUCUUGUAACAUAUGCUGAUGUUGAGUUGAUUAAGAAAAAUUGUUUUUCUUUUUUCUUUA